Messenger RNA from Rotaria socialis, 7173 nucleotides. The record is from the annotation of a GenBank genome assembly. NCBI's taxonomy places the organism in Eukaryota, Metazoa, Rotifera, Eurotatoria, Philodinida, Philodinidae.
AUGGAUCCAAGAUUUACUGGUGGGCAACCACAAUUUAUUCUUGUUCCACCUGGUUCUGUACCAGUACCGAUUCUUAAUCAAGUACCAGUAAUGAUGCAGCCAGCACCAUUUCCUGUAUUUGUACAACAACCAGCACAAGGUACGAUUCCAUUACAACGACCUGUCCUACCAACAACAGGACCAGCUUUACAACAAACUGCGUCAAUCCCAAUGGAUUACAUGGCUGAAGAUCGUUUGCAAGAAAAAGCACGUCGAUGGCAGCAAUUACAAACAAAACGUUAUGCUGACAAGCGACGUUUUGGUUUCACGGAUAUACAAAAAGAAGAUAUGCCAGCUGAACACAUACGAAAAAUCAUCCGUGAUCAUGGUGAUAUGACAAACAGAAAGUUUCGUCAUGAUAAACGUGUCUAUUUGGGUGCUUUAAAAUAUAUGCCACAUGCUGUACUUAAAUUACUUGAAAAUAUGCCUAUGCCAUGGGAACAAAUACGCAAUGUUAAAGUUAUUUAUCAUAUAACAGGUGCAAUAACAUUUGUGAAUGAAAUUCCGUGGGUUAUUGAACCGGUUUUUAUUGCUCAAUGGGGUACUAUGUGGAUUAUGAUGAGACGUGAAAAACGUGAUCGUCGACAUUUUAAGCGAAUGCGUUUUCCACCUUUUGAUGAUGAAGAACCACCAUUGGAUUAUGCUGAUAAUAUUCUUGAUGUCGAACCACUGGAAGCAAUACAAUUACAAUUAGAUCCAGAAGAAGAUAGAGCUAUAUACGAAUGGUUUUAUGACCAUAAACCAUUAACUGACACAAAAAUGGUCAAUGGUUCAACAUAUCGUCGAUGGCAAUUAACAUUACCAAUUCUUUCUACACUUUAUCGUAUGGGUAAUCAAUUAUUAACUGAUCUUGUUGAUGACAAUUAUUUCUACUUGUUUGAUUUGAAAUCAUUUUUUACUGCGAAAGCACUCAAUAUUGCUAUUCCUGGUGGUCCUAAGUUUGAACCACUUGUUAAAGAUAUUAAUCCAAAUGAUGAAGAUUGGAAUGAAUUUAAUGAUAUAAACAAAAUAAUUAUUCGUCAGCCAAUACGUACAGAAUAUCGUAUUGCAUUUCCAUAUCUAUAUAAUUCAUAUCCAUUUAAAGUAUAUCUUGCUUGGUAUCAUACUCCGAAUGUUGUAUUUAUCAAAACUGAAGAUCCCGAUUUGCCAGCUUUUUAUUUUGAUCCAUUAAUCAAUCCAAUAGCGCAUCGCCAUACAACAAAAUCAAUUGAUACACAUAUUGAUCUUUUAACUCAAGAUCAAGAUGAUGAUGAAGAAUUUGUUCUACCCGAAGAAUUCGAACCACUAUUAACUGGUUUACCAUUGUACACAGAUAAUACAGCAAAUGGUAUCGCAUUAUUAUGGGCACCACGUCCAUUUAAUCUGCGAUCUGGUCGAACACGACGUGCACUUGAUAUUCCAUUAGUCAAAACGUGGUAUUGUGAGCAUUGUCCAAGUGAACAUCCAGUCAAAGUACGUGUUUCCUAUCAGAAAUUAUUAAAAUGCUUCGUUCUAAACGCUUUACAUCAUCGUAAACCAAAACCGCAAAAAAAACGCUAUCUAUUUCGUUCAUUUAAAUCAACAAAAUUCUUUCAAUCAACAACACUCGAUUGGGUUGAAGUUGGUUUACAAGUUUGUCGUCAAGGUUAUAAUAUGUUAAAUUUAUUAAUUCAUCGUAAAAAUUUAAAUUAUCUUCAUUUGGAUUAUAAUUUUAAUUUAAAACCGGUUAAAACAUUAACAACAAAAGAACGUAAAAAAUCACGUUUUGGAAAUGCAUUUCAUUUAUGUCGUGAAAUAUUACGGUUAACUAAAUUAAUUGUUGAUAGUCAUGUACAAUAUCGUUUAGGUAAUGUUGAUGCAUUUCAAUUAGCUGAUGGUUUACAAUAUACAUUUGCACAUGUUGGUCAAUUAACUGGAAUGUAUCGUUAUAAAUAUAAAUUAAUGAGACAAAUACGUCUAUGUAAAGAUUUAAAACAUUUGAUUUAUUAUCGUUUCAAUACGGGACCUGUUGGCAAAGGACCUGGUUGUGGUAUUUGGGCACCUGGUUGGCGUAUAUGGUUAUUCUUUUUACGUGGUGUUACACCAUUAUUAGAACGUUGGUUAGGUAAUUUAUUAUCACGUCAAUUUGAAGGUCGCCAUUCAAAAGGUAUUGCUAAAACAGUUACUAAACAACGUGUUGAAUCACAUUAUGAUUUGGAAUUACGUGCUGCUGUUAUGCAUGACAUAUUAGAUAUGAUGCCUGAGAGUAUUAAACAAAAUAAAGCACGAACUAUUUUACAACAUUUAAGUGAAGCAUGGCGUUGUUGGAAAGCAAAUAUUCCAUGGAAAGUGCCAGGUUUACCUAUUCCCAUUGAAAAUAUGAUAUUACGUUAUGUUAAAGCUAAAGCUGAUUGGUGGACAUCAACAGCACAUUAUAAUCGUGAACGUAUAAGACGUGGCGCAACCGUUGAUAAAACUGUUUGUAAAAAAAAUCUAGGCCGGUUAACACGUCUUUUUUUGAAAUCAGAACAAGAACGACAACAUAACUAUCUCAAAGAUGGCCCUUACAUAACAGCUGAAGAAGCCGUUGCUAUUUAUACAACUGUUGUACAUUGGCUUGAAUCUCGACGUUUUUCGCCGAUACCAUUUCCACCAUUGGCAUAUAAACAUGAUACAAAAUUACUUAUAUUAGCAUUAGAACGUUUAAAAGAAGCAUACAGUGUUAAAUCAAGAUUGAAUCAAUCGCAACGAGAAGAAUUAGGUUUAAUUGAACAAGCAUAUGAUAAUCCACAUGAAGCUUUAUCACGUAUUAAACGUCAUCUUUUAACACAACGUGCAUUUAAAGAAUGUGGCAUUGAAUUUAUGGAUUUAUAUAGUCAUUUGAUACCGGUUUAUGAUGUUGAACCAUUAGAAAAAAUUACUGAUGCCUAUUUAGAUCAAUAUCUAUGGUAUGAAGCUGAUAAACGUCGACUUUUUCCAGCAUGGCUUAAGCCAGCUGAUAGUGAACCACCCCCAUUACUUGUUUACAAAUGGUGUCAAGGUAUAAAUAAUCUUCAAGAUAUUUGGGAUACAAACGAAGGUGAAUGUAAUGUGAUGUUGGAAUCACAUUUUGAAAAAAUCUAUGAAAAAAUUGAUCUUACACUAUUAAAUCGUUUACUUCGUCUUAUUGUUGAUCAUAACAUAGCUGAUUAUAUGACAGCAAAAAAUAAUAUUGUACUUAAUUAUAAAGAUAUGAAUCAUGUUAAUUCCUAUGGCAUUAUUCGUGGUUUACAAUUUGCUUCAUUUGUUGUUCAAUAUUUUGGUCUUGUGCUUGACUUGUUAGUGUUAGGUUUACAACGUGCAUCAGAUAUGGCUGGUUUACCUCAAACACCAAAUGAUUUCUUAACAUAUCAAGAAGUUGCAAUUGAAACUGCUCAUCCAAUACGUCUUUAUUGUCGUUAUAUUGAUCGAAUUCAUAUAUUUUUCCGAUUUACAGCUGAUGAAGCUCGUGAUUUAAUUCAACGUUAUUUAACUGAACAUCCUGAUCCAAAUAAUGAAAACAUUGUUGGUUAUAAUAAUAAAAAAUGUUGGCCACGUGAUGCACGUAUGCGUUUAAUGAAGCAUGAUGUUAAUUUAGGUCGUGCUGUUUUUUGGGAUAUUAAAAAUCGUUUACCACGUUCGGUAACAACAAUUUUAUGGGAAACAAGUUUUGUUUCUGUUUAUUCAAAAGAUAAUCCAAAUUUAUUAUUUAAUAUGUGUGGUUUUGAAUGUCGCAUAUUACCAAAGAUACGUAUGACACACGAGGAAUUUGUACAUAAAGAUGGUGUUUGGAAUUUACAAAAUGAAACAACAAAAGAACGUACAGCACAAUGUUUUCUACGCGUUGAUGAUGAAUCAAUGAAUCGUUAUCAUAAUCGUGUAAGACAAAUUUUAAUGGCAUCUGGUUCGACAACAUUUACUAAAAUAGUUAAUAAAUGGAAUACAGCUUUAAUUGGAUUAAUGACCUAUUUCCGUGAAGCUGUUGUCAAUACGCAAGAAUUAUUGGAUUUACUUGUUAAAUGUGAAAAUAAAAUUCAAACACGUAUUAAAAUUGGUUUAAAUUCAAAAAUGCCUUCACGUUUCCCACCUGUUGUAUUCUAUACACCAAAAGAAUUAGGUGGUUUAGGAAUGUUAUCCAUGGGACAUGUUUUAAUUCCUCAAUCAGAUCUUCGUUGGUCAAAACAAACUGAUGUUGGCGUAACACAUUUUCGUUCCGGUAUGAGUCAUGAUGAAGAUCAACUUAUACCAAAUUUGUAUCGUUAUAUUAUGCCAUGGGAAGCUGAAUUUAUUGAUUCACAACGUGUUUGGGCUGAAUAUGCACUUAAACGACAAGAAGCUAAUACACAAAAUAAACGUUUAACAUUAGAAGAUCUUGAAGAUUCUUGGGAUAGAGGCAUUCCACGUAUUAAUACGUUAUUUCAAAAAGAUCGACAUGUACUUGCUUAUGAUAAAGGUUGGCGUGUAAGAACUGAUUUCAAACAAUAUCAGAUCCUUAAACAAAAUCCAUUUUGGUGGACACAUCAACGACAUGACGGAAAAUUAUGGAAUUUAAAUAAUUACCGUACAGACAUGAUUCAAGCAUUAGGUGGUGUUGAAGGCAUUCUUGAACACACACUUUUUAAAGGAACAUAUUUUGCAACAUGGGAAGGUCUCUUUUGGGAAAAAGCAUCUGGCUUCGAAGAAUCUAUGCGUUGGAAAAAAUUAACAAAUGCUCAACGUUCAGGUUUAAAUCAAAUUCCAAAUCGUCGUUUUACACUAUGGUGGAGUCCAACAAUAAACCGUGCUAAUGUUUAUGUUGGCUUUCAAGUACAACUUGAUUUAACUGGUAUUUUUAUGCACGGUAAAAUUCCAACAUUGAAAAUAUCAUUAAUUCAAAUAUUUCGUGCACAUUUAUGGCAAAAAAUUCAUGAAAGUGUUGUUAUGGAUCUUUGUCAAGUAUUUGAUCAAGAAUUAGAUGCAUUAGAAGUUGAAACUGUACAAAAAGAAACAAUUCAUCCAAGAAAAUCUUAUAAAAUGAAUUCAUCAUGCGCCGAUAUUCUUCUAUUUGCUGCAUAUAAAUGGAAUAUCAGUAAACCAUCAUUAUUAGCUGAUUCAAAAGAUGUUAUGGAUAACACAACAUCACAAAAAUAUUGGCUUGACGUACAAUUACGUUGGGGUGAUUAUGAUUCACAUGAUAUUGAACGUUAUGCUCGUGCGAAAUUUCUUGAUUAUUCAACAGAUAAUAUGUCACCUUAUCCGUCACCAACCGGUGUUAUGAUUGCUCUUGAUUUAGCAUAUAAUUUACAUAGCGCAUUCGGUAAUUGGUUUCCUGGUUCUAAACCAUUAAUUCAACAAGCUAUGGCUAAAAUAAUGAAAGCAAAUCCAGCUUUAUAUGUUUUACGUGAACGCAUACGUAAAGGUUUACAAUUAUAUUCAUCUGAACCAACUGAACCAUAUUUAUCAUCACAAAAUUAUGGAGAAUUAUUCUCAAAUCAAAUCAUUUGGUUUGUUGAUGAUACCAAUGUUUACCGUGUCACCAUACAUAAAACUUACGAAGGAAAUCUAACAACGAAACCAAUCAAUGGUGCCAUAUUUAUUUUUAAUCCACGUACAGGACAAUUAUUUUUGAAAAUUAUUCAUACAUCGGUCUGGGCUGGCCAAAAACGUUUAGGACAAUUAGCUAAAUGGAAAACAGCUGAAGAAGUUGCAGCUUUAAUUCGUUCAUUACCAGUUGAAGAACAACCGAAACAAAUUAUUGUUACCCGUAAGGGUAUGUUGGAUCCAUUGGAAGUUCAUUUACUUGACUUUCCAAACAUUGUCAUCAAAGGUAGUGAAUUACAAUUACCAUUUCAAGCUUGUCUUAAAGUUGAAAAAUUCGGUGAUUUAAUCUUAAAAGCAACUGAACCUCAAAUGGUUAUGUUUAAUUUAUAUGAUGAUUGGUUAAAAUCGAUAUCGUCAUAUACUGCAUUUUCACGUUUAAUUCUUAUUUUGAAAGCAUUACACGUUAAUAAUGAUCGAGCUAAAAUGAUUUUAAAACCUGAUAAAACAACAAUAACAGAAAUUCAUCAUAUUUGGCCAACAUUAACUAAUGACGAAUGGAUUAAAGUUGAAGUUUCAUUAAAAGAUUUAAUUUUAGCUGAUUAUGGUAAGAAGAAUAACGUUAAUGUUGCAUCAUUAACACAAAGUGAAAUACGUGACAUUAUAUUGGGUAUGGAAAUAAGUGCACCAAGUGCUCAACGUCAACAAAUAGCUGAAAUUGAAAAGCAAGCAAAAGAUUCAUCACAAUUAACAGCAACAACAACAGAAACAGUUAAUAAACAUGGUGAUAAGAUAAUAACAACAACAACAAGUAAUUAUGAAGCACAAACAUUUGCAUCAAAAACUGAAUGGCGUAUACGAGCUAUAUCAGCAACAAAUUUACAUUUACGUACAAAUCAUAUUUAUGUUUCAUCGGAUGACAUAAAAGAAACGGGUUAUCGAUAUAUUUUACCAAAAAAUAUUUUGAAAAAAUUUAUUAUUAUUUCGGAUCUUCGUACUCAAAUCUCUGGCUAUUUAUAUGGUGUUAGUCCACCGGAUAAUCCACAGAUAAAAGAAAUCCGUUGCGUUGUUUUACCACCACAAUGGGGUACCCAUCAAACUGUUCAUUUACCGAAUUUAUUACCACAACAUGAAUAUCUUAAGGACAUGGAACCACUUGGAUGGAUUCAUACUCAACCCAAUGAAUUACCACAAUUAUCACCACAAGAUAUAACAACACAUGCUAAAGUUAUGAAUGAUCAUGCGUCAUGGGACGGAGAAAAAACAAUUGUAAUAACAUGUUCAUUCACACCUGGUUCAGUUUCUUUAACAGCAUAUAAAUUAACACCAAGUGGUUAUGAAUGGGGUCGAUCAAAUACUGAUCGAGGAAAUAAUCCAAAAGGAUAUGCACCAUCACAUUAUGAGAAAGUUCAAAUGUUAUUAUCUGAUCGUUUCUUAGGAUUCUUCAUGGUACCAGGACAAAGUUCAUGGAACUAUAACUUCAUGGGUGUUCGUCAUGAUGCUAAUAUGAAAUACGAUUUAAUUUUAUCGAAUCCAAAAGAAUUCUAUCAUGAAAUUCAUCGUCCAUCACAUUUUCUUAAUUUCUCUAAUGAAGAGAAUCCUGACACAUAUUCAGCUGAUCGUGAAGAUCGAUUUAGUUAA